AUGUCUGCUUCCGAAACGGCCCCCUGGAGUCGUGAGGAAUUUCACGAGAAGCUGAAGGAGAAGGGAACCUCGUACCACGUCUACCAUCCCUUCCAGAUCAUGAUGACCGAGGGCAAAUUGACCCGUUCGCAAAUGCAGGGUUGGGUGGCCAACCGGUUUUAUUAUCAGAAAAACAUUCCGUUGAAAGACGCCGCGGUCAUGGCCAACUGCCCGGACCGGGAGGUGCGGCGCGAGUGGAUUCUGCGCAUGCUCGAUCAGGACGGCACCGACGGCGACGCAGGGGGCAUCGAAGCCUGGCUGCGGCUGGGGGUUGCCUGUGGUUUGACGCGUGAGGAAGUUCGUAGUGAGGAGCAUGUCCUGCCGGGUGUGCGCUUCGCGGUUGACGCCUAUCGCAAUUUUGCCCGUUCGCGCCCUUGGCAGGAGGCGGUGUGCUCGUCUCUGACGGAGCUUUUCGCCCCGGACGCGCACGCUUCGCGUAUCGAGUCGUUUCCCAAGCAUUACCCAUGGAUUGGCCCGGAGGGUCUGGACUAUUUCCGCAUGCGCCUGACCGAGGCGCGCCGGGACGUGCAGCAUGGACUCCAGGUCACGCUGGACUAUUUCAAGACGCGCGCCCAGCAGGAACGGGCCCUGGACAUUUUGGAAUUCAAGCUCGACGUGUUGUGGACGAUGUUGGACGCCAUGUACAUGGCCUAUAUUUCCCAAGAAACCCUGCCGCCGCACAAGAAAUACGCGCUGACCGAGCGUUGA
Geodia barretti is the source of this 747-nucleotide messenger RNA. Lineage: Eukaryota; Metazoa; Porifera; Demospongiae; Tetractinellida; Geodiidae. The record is from the annotation of a GenBank genome assembly.